This is a messenger RNA of Insectozyma verbasci, 2256 nucleotides long. NCBI's taxonomy places the organism in Eukaryota, Fungi, Ascomycota, Pichiomycetes, Serinales, Debaryomycetaceae. The record is from the annotation of a GenBank genome assembly.
AUGGCAGGGUCACAAUUAAAACAAUUAAAAGCUGCUCUUAAAGAGAAAGGAUUAAUUGGACAAUCAAAUAUAUCCAAGAAGAAGGCCAAAAAAACUAAAAAUGAUGUUGAUAGGGAUUUAAAACAACAAAAUUUACAAGAAAUUAGACAUCAAUUCAAUAAAUUUGAUACCAAAUUAAACAAAAGUAAAAAAGAUUUCACAGUCAUACGUAAUGGUAAAUUUGUCAAAGUUAAUGAUAAUUCAGAUAAUAUAGGUCAUAAAAAGGGAUUAAUGCAAAAUCAAAUGAAAUCACAAUAUGAGUUGGAAAGAAAUAGAAAGAAUAAAAAUGGUGGAUUAAUUGAUAGGAGAUUUGGUGAAAAUGAUCAAGGAUUAAGUAAAGAAGAGAAAAUGUUGGCUAGAUUUACUAGAGAAAGACAAGCACAAGGUAAGAAAAGAAAUUUAUAUUCAUUGGAGAGUGAUGAAGAAGAAGAUGAUGAUAAUGAUGGAUUUACCUUGACUCAUGCGGGUCAAUCAUUAAGUUUAGAUGAUGAAGAUACAAUUAAAUAUGUUGAUGAAGAUCAACAAGGUUUACAACCACCAAAGAAGAAGAGUAAAGCUGAAGUUAUGAAAGAAGUUAUUGCAAAAUCAAAAUUUUAUAAACAACAAAGACAAAAAGAAUUUGCAAAAACUCAAGAUAAUAUACAAGAUUUAGAUGAUGAAUUUGAUGAUAUAAUGGGAGAUUUAAGAGAAGCACAACUGGGUGUAAAGAAUGCUUUUAGUCAAAAGAAGCCUGAAGAAAUUGAGUACGAUAAUAAGGUUAGAGAAUUAAAUUAUGAUAGAAGAGCUGUACCUGCUGAUAGAACAGAAACUCAGGAAGAAAUAGAGAAAAAGUUUAAAGAAAAACAAGAGAAAUUAGAAGCUGAUAGAUUGAGAAGAAUGGAGGGAAUGGAAGAAAGAGAACAACAGGGUGAUGAUUUAGAAGACGAUUUUUGGAAUAAUUCAGAGGAAGAGGAAGAGGUAGAAGAGGAAAUUGACGAGGAAGAAGUAGAAUCAAAUAGCAAAGUACCUGUUGAAAUGCCAAUUACGGCUGAAGAAUUUAUUCAACAAAUGGAUCAAGUUGAAGAUAAAGCAAAACAUAUACAAACAAUCAUAAACUCAUAUAAACCAAACUUAGCACCUGGAAAUAAAGAGAAAAUGAACAUAUUUGUUAGUAUACUAUUUAAUUAUAUCCUUCACUUGGCAAACAAUUUCACAAAUUUUGAUAAAGAACUAUUUAUACUUAUAAAAUUGGCUGAAUCAUAUAAUGAGAAAUUAGUUGAAGUCACAAGAAAUUAUAUAAAUGAAUUAGAAUCAAGAAUUAACGACAUAAAACCACAAGAUUUAAUAUUUUUCAGUUUAAUAGGAUAUUUAUUUUCAACUUCUGAUCAUUAUCAUUUAGUAGUAACUCCAUGUUUAAUAUUAAUGAAUGAAAUAUUGACAAAUAUAAUAUAUCAAGACAAAUCAAUUGUUUCAUUAAGUCAAGGUGUAUUCAUAUGUGAUGUAUUAUUAAAAUAUCAAAGAUUUUCAAAAAGAAUUGAUCCUGAAAUUAUUAAUUUUAUAGAACAAUCAAUGUUGUUAUUACUACCUGACGUUGACUCAAUAGACAAAUCAAAAUUUUUAAGCUCAACUAACGUGGUGUCACAAUUAAAUAUGAAUGAAGAAUGGAAAGAAACCAGUGUUUUAUCAGUUAAAAAUAUAUUUGAUGGAAAGAUUUCAAAAUCAGAAUUAAUCCUCAAAUUAGUUUCAAUAAUGGAUGAAUGUGUUAAUCUAUGGAAAGAUAAAUCGUUAGUCGAAAUACUUGAAUCAUUUAUUAAUAUCCUCACUCAUAUAAACAAAUACCAUAAAGUCAACGUAGACAAAUUUAUUAAAUUACAUAAAAUUGCCAAAUCUGAAAGAAAACCUUUGACUUUACAAGUUCAUAAAUCAAUUUCAAUACCAUUGCUUACUCCUACAUUUGAAGAAAAUUUCAAUCCAGAUAAAAAAUCUUAUGAUAUAAAUAAAGAUAGACAAGAAUUACAAAAAAUCCAAUAUGAAUUGAAGAAAGAAAAGAAAGCUGCGCUUAAGGAUAUUAGAUCUGAAAAUAGAUUCCUUGCAAGAGAACAAAUUAAAGAAAAGAAAGACAUGUAUGAUGAAUAUCAUAAGAAAAUGGCAAAUAUCGUUAAUUCAAUUCAAAAUGAAGAAGGUUCAGAAAAGAAUAAAUAUGAAAGGGAAAGAAAACAAAGAAAGAAUAAACGCUAA